GUCCGCCAUGAUUGUUUGCUAACGGAUGGAGCGAGGCGAACGCGAACUCGUGAAAUCUCGCGUUGAGUGGCGGAAUCGUCACCAUAGCAACUUCAAACUUUUUCCUGCUGAAUGUGAGCAAGUGAAGCAAUGAGUGGAAGAAAACAAGAGAAAGAUGAGAGUGAUGAUGACUUUCAGUAUGAGGAAGUGUCUUUAGAGGAUGAGUGGAGUUUGACAGAAGGGGAGGAAGAUUUGGAGGCGACGGUGAAAGCUAUCCAAGACCGGGCAGAGGCCACUGCUGCUGCGGGUGCUGCUCCCAGGCCCGCCGCCACCUCCAGCACACACCAACCUGAAGCUUUGGAUGACUUUUUACGCAACUUUCUUUCACAAAUGAGCAUGACAGAAACACUCGAAUGUUUCCAGACUGAGUGGACCGAGAUGGUGCAGAAAGGGCAGGUGGAUACAGGCCGGGUUGGUGUCGUACCGGAAGUGUACACUGAAAACCAGCGUCUGGAGAGCGAGCUGAAAAACGCGCAGCGGGAGGGGGAUGAGUAUAGACUGGCAGCCGCUGCCGGAGCUGAGACACUGCUCAGGGUCCUGAGAAACAGAGACUUCCACCGGCUGCGACACAAGCGUGUGGUCCAGGAGAAAACCCGGCUCAUCGAGGAGAUGAGGAGGCUGAAGAUGCAGUGCAGCGCCUAUGAACCUGAAGUGAAGCGGAUGAAUGAGAAAUACCAAGCCGCUUUAAAGCAGACCAUGCUGCUGACUAUGGAGAGAGAUAGAGCCUUGGGACAGGCAGCUCAACACAACAUCUCUUCCUGGAAGGAUGCAGGUGAAGAAGGAGCGGUGAGCAGUGUCAACAUGGCAACCCAUCAAGGGAUCCGACCAAGACCUCCGACACCUGCACAUGCUCCAAGGAGUCAGACCAGGGUGAAGUCAGGGAGGGCAAAUGCUUGUUGAAAUUAAUAUUUGGUCUCACAUGUAUGCUGUUAGUGCAGUAAUCAUAUCUGGUAUUGAUUUUGAGUAACUCAAUACACAACAUGGAAGAUAUAUAUUAAAAAAAACAUACGUUUUCUUUGACCAUAUUUCUUAUUCUUGCUUGAUAUACGACUUUAGUUACUCAACAGUCCAAGGUCUCCUUUGUCUCAUUUUGUGCUUCAUAAUGUUCCACACAUGUUCAAUGGGUGACAGGUGUGGACUGCUGGCAGCACAGUCAAGUGCCUGCACUCUUACUCUACAAAGCCAUGCUGUUGUAACAUGCAGAUUGUGUCUCAAUGUCUCGCUGAAAUAAGCAGGGGCGUCUCUGUAAAAGACGUUGCCUGGAUGGCAGCAUAUGUUGCUUUAGAACCUGUAUCUUACGGCAGUCAUGGCGCCUUUACAGAUGUGAGAAUUACCAGUGAUGCCAUGGGCACUAACACACCUCCAUCCCAACACAGAUGCUGGCUUUGAAAUUUGAGCUGGUAACAAUCAUGAUGGUCCUUUUCCUCUUUAGCCCAGAGGACACAACGUCCAUGAUGGACUUGUCAGACCACAGCACACUUUUCCACUUUGUGUUGGUCCAUUUUAGAUAAGCUCAGGCUCAGAGAAGUCGGCCAUGUUUCUGGAUGUUGUUGAUAUAUAGCUUUCACUUAACCUUAUGGAGUCUUGACCUGCAUUUGUCGAUGCAUUGACGAACUGUGUUCACCAACAGUGGUUUUCCAAAGUGUUCCUGAGCCCAUGUAGUAACAUCCUUUAUACAGUCAUGUCGGUUUUAAAAGCAGUGCAGCCUGAGGGGUCAAAGGUCACAGGCUCUCAGUGUUGGUUUUCAGCCUUGCCUCUUACAUGUAGAGAUUUCUCAGGAUUCUCUGAAUCUUUUGAUGAUAUUAUGGAUUGUAGAUGGUGAUUUUCCCAACUUUUUUUGGAACAUGUUGCAGGCAUCAAAUUCAUAAUAAGUAUGAAUUUUACAAAAAGUAGUAAAGUCUAUCAGU
Epinephelus moara (kelp grouper) is the source of this 1946-nucleotide messenger RNA. RefSeq names its product sperm-associated antigen 16 protein-like. Gene Ontology annotation, biological process: axoneme assembly. Gene Ontology annotation, cellular component: axonemal central apparatus. The record is from RefSeq and is a predicted model, not a curated record. Lineage: Eukaryota; Metazoa; Chordata; Actinopteri; Perciformes; Serranidae. Bases 130 to 939 code for a protein of 269 amino acids. The transcript has a single exon.